AUAAUGUCAUAAUAUAAAAUGGCCGCCAGCGGCAUUGGCAAUAUUGGCAUUUUGUGCGAUGUGUGCGCUUUCUUUCUGUGAUUCGUGUCACACCACAAAUUAAUUUUAUCUUAUCUUCAUAACUUUAUUUUAUAAAUAACUAUCAUUACUGAAAUCAGAACAGUUAAUACAAAUUAGUUUAGUUCCGCAAGUGCAAAAAUGGAAUCUACGAAGGAUGACAGUAAGCGAAAGAGAGACAAAACUGUAGAAGAUUCACAACAUCGUGAUAGAGAUAGGAGAUACAAGAGGGCCCGUACUAAAUCACGUUCUCCAGUUAGAAUCUCUGGUGACUCUAGACGUAAACGGAAACAAUCAAGAUCGCCUGAGAGAGUUGUUAAACAAGAAAGAGGGACUGAACCACCCAAAGGAAUGGAACCGAAGAAAGAUGUUCCCGAGAGAAAACCCAAAGAGACCGACAUGUUGAACACUAGAACUGGGGGUGCUUACAUUCCACCUGCUCGUCUUCGGAUGAUGCAAGCUCAAAUUACUGACAAGUCUUCAGUUGCAUAUCAAAGACUCGCUUGGGAAGCUCUAAAGAAGUCUAUACACGGUCAUAUUAACAAAAUUAACGUUGGUAACAUAGGAAUAAUUAUAAAAGAGCUCUUAAAAGAAAACAUUGUGCGCGGUCGAGGUUUAUUGUGUCGGUCGGUUAUACAAGCACAAGCUGCUUCUCCCACUUUCACUAAUGUUUAUGCUGCUCUCGUGGCAGCAGUUAACUCACGUUUCCCAAAUAUUGGUGAAUUGUUGCUGAAAAGAUUAGUAAUACAAUUUAAAAGAGGUUUCAAAAGGAAUGAUAAACCCACUUGUAUAUCAUCAGCUUCUUUCAUAGCUCACUUAGUGAACCAACGAGUAGCCCACGAGAUUCUUGCGCUUGAGCUACUAACAUUACUUGUGGAAACACCUACCGAUGACUCGGUUGAGGUUGCUAUAGCCUUUUUGAAGGAGUGUGGUCAGAAACUCACAGAAGUAUCAUCGAAAGGGGUCAAUGCAAUCUUUGAAAUGUUGAGAAACAUUCUUCAUGAAGGCCAGGUAGACAAAAGAGUUCAGUACAUGAUAGAGGUGAUGUUCCAAGUGUGGAAGGAUGGCUUCAAAGAUCAUCCAGCUUUGAUUGAGGAGCUUGAACUGGUGCCAGAGGAAGAACAAUUCACGCACCUAUUAAUGUUGGAUGAUGCUACUGAUCCCCAGGAUAUCCUGAAUGUCUUCAAGUUUGAUGACAAAUAUGAAGAAAAUGAACAAAAAUACAAAUCAUUAAGUAAGGAAAUAUUGGGGUCCGAUGCGGAGUCGGGUGAAGAAGAUGGGUCUGAGGAAAGUGGUAGUGAUGAAUCUGGUGAUGAGGAGGACGGUGAUGAACAGAAACCAGUUACCAUCAUAGACAACACUGAAACAAAUCUCGUUGCCUUGAGGAGAACCAUUUAUUUGACCAUAAACUCUAGUUUAGAUUUUGAAGAGUGUGCUCAUAAGCUUAUGAAAAUGCAAUUGAAACCUGGUCAAGAAGUUGAAUUGUGUCAUAUGUUCCUUGACUGUUGUGCAGAGCAGAGAACCUAUGAAAAGUUUUAUGGUCUACUAGCACAAAGAUUUUGCAAUAUAAACAGGAUAUACAUCGGUCCAUUUGAAGAGAUAUUUAAAGAUUCAUAUGCAACUGCUCAUAGAUUGGACACUAACAGAUUGAGAAAUGUCAGCAAGUUUUUUGCUCAUCUGCUGUUCACCGAUUCCAUCAGUUGGGAAGUAUUGGAAUGUGUAAAGUUAAAUGAAGAAGACACAACUAGUUCCAGCCGUAUUUAUAUAAAAAUUUUGUUUCAAGAACUUGCUGAAUACAUGGGUUUGAAGAAACUGAAUGACCGCCUUAAAGAUCCAACUCUACAAUAUGCUUUCUCAGGAAUAUUCCCCAGAGACAACCCAAAGAAUACAAGAUUCUCAAUCAAUUUCUUUACAUCAAUUGGUUUAGGAGGCUUGACUGAUGAGUUACGAGAGCAUUUGAAACAGAUGCCAAAGAAUGUUCCAGCCCCAGUGCAAGAGAUCAAUGUCGACAGUGAGUCUGAUUCAAGUUCCAGCUCAAGCAGUUCCAGUUCAGAUGAUUCAUCAUCCAGUUCCCAAAGCUCAAAUGAAAACAGAAAAAAGAAGAAAACUAAUAAAAAACAAACCAAAGAGAAAACCCCUCAAACACCAGAACCAGAAGAAACAAACAAAACUCAAACAAAUGAACGAUGGGGACAUGAUGGAUUCUAUGAUACUUAUGGGAAAGAUGCUCGUAGAACAGAAAAUAAAGAAAGAGAUAGGGACAAUUUUGUUAGACCACAAGAUCGUGGUUAUGGACGUGACAAAAAUACAACCAGAGAAAUAGAUUAUAAUUCUAGAGAUAGUGGGGAUAGAAGGAGACGGGAAGAGAGAAAUGGUCAUAAUAGUGACGAUGAAAGAAGAACAAGAAACACUCAAGAGAGGUAUGAAAGAAGACGUGAUCACGAUCAAGAUCACAGACGAAAUGACGAACACAGGAAGAGGGAAGAUUAUGACAGUGCAAGACAAUCUGAAAAGAAUUAUAGUGAUAGGAGAUAUACUGAACAAAGGGAAGAUGAAAGCAGAAGAAGAGAUGGAGAUAGGAAAAAUGACAGUGAUAGAAGAUAUACUGAACAAAGGGAAGAUGAAAGCAGAAGAAGAGAUGGAGAUAGGAAAAAUGACAGUGAUAGAAGAAAUCUUGAGCAAAGAAAAGAAGAUAAAUAUAAAAAAACUUCAGAGAGAGAAAAUAAUAGAAAUAGUCAACGUGAUAACAGAGAAGACGAAGAACGAGUAAAGGAUAAGUCAAAUAAAGUUGACAAAAGAACAGACAAUCGAGAAAGCAAUACUGAAGAGGAGAAUUACAGGAGAAAAACAAAUAACGAAGAAAGAAGGAAACACGACAAUCAAAAGGAGAUUGCUUAUGAUAGAUCUAAAAAUAGAGAUGAAAGACAUAGAAGAGACAUUUCAAAUUUGUCAAGUACUGAAGCAAGGAACGAAAAAUAUGCACAAGAUGCUUUGAGCAACCAUGAAGAUUCCAGACGAAAAAAAUCAGACAAAGACAGAAGUAAACAGCGAAAAGAUAAACAUGCUGUUUCUGAUCAUAGCAGUAGUGAGGACUCUAAAGACGAGCGUAUUAAUAACAGAAAACAAAGUAAAAAGCGACAUGAAAAAAAUAAAAGUAAUGAGAAAAAGGAGAAACGUUCUGUUCGUAAUGAUAAAGACAGUAGUAGUAGUAGUAGUAGUGAGGAAUCUGAUGAUACUGAUCACAGGAAAAACAAAAAAGAAAAGCGAAAACAUCGGAAAGAUAAAAGAAAUAAAGAGAAUUCAGUUGAUGAUGGAUGGGACAUUAAAUCUAGUAGCGAUGUACGCAAAGAACUAGGCCAGCGAUAUUGGCAGAAAUAAUAAUGUUAUGACUCAUAUGGUGUACAUAUUAUUAUUUCUUAAUACCUAAUUAGGUUAACUAAUUAUUAUAACUGAUUAAUUAAAUGAAAUUUUGUUUGAUAACUUGACUUUGUUCUUUCAUUCACCAGACUUGAGAGAGAAUUUGCAUUAGUUUUAUGUUGUGUUUAUGUU
Chilo suppressalis (striped riceborer) is the source of this 3606-nucleotide messenger RNA. The record is from the annotation of a GenBank genome assembly. NCBI's taxonomy places the organism in Eukaryota, Metazoa, Arthropoda, Insecta, Lepidoptera, Crambidae.